This is a messenger RNA of Xenopus laevis (African clawed frog), 3893 nucleotides long. It is a transcript of the gene tmc3.S, whose product is annotated as transmembrane channel like 3 S homeolog. Bases 171 to 3608 code for a protein of 1145 amino acids. NCBI's taxonomy places the organism in Eukaryota, Metazoa, Chordata, Amphibia, Anura, Pipidae. The record is from RefSeq and is a predicted model, not a curated record. The transcript is spliced from 22 exons.
UUGACCUCAUCUGUAAAAGGGGGAUGGAAUGUCUUGGCCCUGACAUAAUAGGUUUGUAGCUUUCAGCUAGAACACAAGGGGGGGUUGGAUUAAAGUCUCUAAAGCAGGAGGAGAAGGCUUCAUUACAAACAGACCUCAGUUUCUUCUGGCAGGGGAGGAAGCACAGCACAAUGGCAACAGUGAGUGUAUCUGCUGCGCUGAAGUCUUCCAAGUCUAUGAAAAGGUAUAAAAGUGUUAGGAGGAAAGCCAGCAUCUACAGAAUUCCACCUGACAGCAACUCGGAUGAAGAUGAUGAUGAUGAUGGCAAGGAAGAAAAUAAUGACCCUGAAACUAUCUUCCAGAAUAUACAGAUGCAGAAAGAGAUUAUGGCAAAUAUCAGAUGCAGACCCUGGCCAAUGAGACAAAAGCUGCGCUCGCUCAGACAAGCUAAAGAAAUUGUCUUAAAGUAUGAAGGGAGAUUAACAAGAACACGGGGGUACCAAGCAGCUGGAGCAGAGCUUUGGAAAAAAUUUCUUAGGGUUUCCUAUAACUUUGUUGUCCUAUUUAUUCCUUGGGAAAUGAGGAUAAAGAAGAUAGAGAGUCACUUUGGAUCUGGGGUUGCCUCCUACUUUAUAUUUUUGAGAUGGCUGUUUGGGAUAAACAUUGUCCUUACAAUCAUGACUGGGGCAUUUGUUGUUAUUCCUGAGAUCCUUGCUGGUGCCCCGUUUGGAAGCACUGUCAACAAGAAAAUUCCAGAUAAAGAACUUUCAUCAGCCCAGGACCUCAACACCAUCUGGUCAUUGGGGGGUUACCUGCAAUACUCUGUGUUAUUUUAUGGCUAUUACGGUCGAGAAAGAAAAAUAGGGCGAGCCGGGUACCGCCUUCCAUUGGCGUAUUUUCUUGUUGGAAUGGCUGUCUUCGCCUACAGUUUCAUCACACUUUUAAGAAAAAUGGCAAAGAACUCUAGACUGAGUAUGGCAAGUGCCUCAGAUGAAAACUAUACCUUCUGCUGGAAAAUCUUCUGUGCGUGGGAUUAUCUAAUUGGCAAUCCAGAGGCAUCUGAGAGUAAAACAGCUGCAAUAGUCAACGGCAUUCGAGAAGCAGUUUUAGAAGAACAAGAGAAACAUAAAAGCAAAAAUCUAGCGGUUACAAUAAGCCUCAGGAUUCUCGCAAACAUCCUAGUUCUCCUUUCACUGGCUGGAAGUAUUUACAUUAUUUAUUUUGUGGUGGACAGAUCCCAAAAGUUGGAAAGAACAAAAAUAGAAUUGAGUCUAUGGGAAAAAAAUGAGGUUAGUGUUGUUGUCUCUCUAAUCACUAUGAUUGCCCCUUCUGCCUUUGAGCUUGUAGCUGCUUUGGAGAUGUAUCACCCAAGGACUACUUUGAGAUUUCAGCUUGCAAGGGUGCUUGUGUUAUAUCUUGGUAAUCUCUACAGCUUAAUAAUUGCCCUGCUGGACAAAGUGAAUAGCAUGAGUCACAGUAGCAAUAAUACCUCCUUGGCCCCAAUGUAUGCUACAACAGCAUUCACCAUGUUAUCUACUGCUUCUCCUGGCUGGGACCUGAACAGAACCUCAACCCUUGCACUGGAUAUAGAUCUGAACAGGACAAAACCCAUGCUACCAACCAACUGGACAUUAUCCCCUGUUGCUUCAGACAUCCCAGGUGCAAAAAAUGAGUGCUGGGAAACCUAUGUUGGACAGAAAGCAGCUCAGGCUGUGCAAUUAUUUAACUUCAAUCUAUAUUUACUCCAGGAAAUGCUGAAGUUAUCGAUUAUCGACAUGAUUUUCACAGUAGCGAGUAUACUGCUUAUUGAUUUCUUUCGUGGACUGUUUGUGAGAUAUUUGAGUAAUUGCUGUUGCUGGGAUCUGGAGAGCAAAUUUCCAGAAUAUGGAGAAUUCAAAAUUGCAGAAAAUGUCCUGCAUCUAGUCUACAAUCAAGGAAUGAUUUGGAUGGGUGCUUUUUUUUCCCCGUGUCUUCCAGCGUUCAACGUUUUCAAAUUAAUAGGGUUGAUGUAUUUGAGAAGCUGGGCAGUGCUGACGUGCAAUGUUCCGCAUCAGCAAGUCUUCAGAGCUUCAAGAUCUAAUAACUUUUAUUUGGCUAUGUUGUUGUUCAUGCUGUUCCUGUGUAUGCUGCCAACAGUAUUUUCUAUAGUAAGAUAUAAGCCAUCUAUAAACUGUGGACCAUUUAGUGGACAAGAGAAGAUUUAUGAUGUUAUUUCAGAGACCAUAGAGAAAGAUUUUCCAGCUUGGUUUAACAAAGUUAUGAGUUAUGUCAGCAGCCCAGUUGUGGCCCUUCCUGCAUUACUGCUUCUUUUUAUGUUAAUUUACUACCUUCAGAGUAUUGCAAGAUCUCUGAAAUUCACUAACAAUCAGCUAAGAACACAGCUACACACUGAAAGAAUUGAAGACAAGAAAAAAGUUUUCCAAAUGGCUAUAGACCUACAUUGUUCGGGGUUUAUUUUCCUAAAUGUCAUUCUUUUCUUUUUUCAACCUAAGUUGAUUACAAUACAAUUUCUUUGUAACCUAGCCCGGCUGCAGAAUAAAGAUGGACCUGAAAAUAAAGCAGAACCAGACAGUGAUAUAAUCAGUCAGGAAUCAUCUGCACGUUCAUCAACUCCAAGAAAAAAUGGCAGUGUGGUGAAUUUUGAAUCUCCUGUGAGCAAAGGCAAUAGGAUACACACAAUCUCACAGUCAGCCUCACGUGUGGAUGUUCCUCAAGCAGCAAGUCUAACUCAGAGUCCUUCUAUAUCUGGCAUGCAAAAACAAAGGACAGAGCAUGUUCCAAACAGGCCCGCAAGUAUCAAACAGAGAGGAGACCAUGAUGUUGAUCGCACAAAAAACUACAAUCCAAUAUCACAUAAAAAGCAAGACCACAAUGCUUUCUCUGAGCCUCUAUUCAGAAAAGGAAUAAAGCAAAGCAGCCCAAAUCAUGGAGCUGGAGCACCAAGUUUUGUGGCCAAAAGGCCUCCCACAAGAUAUUUUAUUGUCAAUGAACAAGAUUCUCACAUGAAGCUUUGUUCAACUUCAAAGCUACCAAGACAUUUCAGAAUGGAAGAGUCUGGAGAUAUUGUGGAGCUAUACCCAAGAAAUAUCAGAAGAUAUGUUGCUCAACACCCGCAUCGGUCCUACUCACCUUAUUUAAGUGAGGAUGAAGAAGAUGACUUGCAUAGAGUUCUAAUGCGUAAGUCUAACAGGCCUCAUUCAAUGUCAGAUCUCCGACAUCCACCUCGAUUCUAUAUUGGGGAUCGUACAGACAAUCAGAUAUCAUCUAACAGAGAUGCAGCUAAAAUGCAAUAUAAAUCACGGGAAGGCGGCUUCCGCCAUGAAGGGGAAAAACCACAUAAUCGCAAAAAGAUAAAUCAUAAAAACAUAGACCUUGCUGAGCACUAUGUGGAACGCCACCGCAAAGUAAAAUCAAAACACAAGCUUGAACCAUGCUUAACUGAGUCAGAUUCUGUCUCCAAUGCAUCCAGCAGUGAUCAACAAAACAGCAGCACAGAUCAAUACAUACAGGUUAUCCAUAAUAAAGACAAAUAUAUCAAAAACAGUGGAAAGCUAACUCGAAAGAAGGUAAAAACUACUGUGGACUUAAAUGUUUCCCAACUGAAUGAUCUGAUUUGUUCAAAUGUCUAAGUCAGUUAAGGUCAAUGUUAAAUUUAACUUUGCAUCAAACUGUGCAAUGAUUCAUUGCUGUAAUAUUCAUCCGUUGUUUCUUUUGUGGUUAUUUUAACUUUGUCAUUUUAUUUUAAUUUUGUUUAUUUUAAAUGUAUUUACUUUUAGUUAAAUUAUGUUGGUUCAGAAUAAUCAGGUACUGUAGCCCAUCACAACCAACUUUCUUUUAACAAUGACAAUACUAAAAGCACAUUUAUGUUUAAAAUGAUUGAAAAGUCAGAGCAGUUGUUUUAUAUGGACUCUAAA